AUGAAUACCCUGCUCGCUCUGGUGGUUCUGAUGGUGGCGGCCGUAUACGCAGCACCGGCCGACAGUGAUGCGCAAGCGCAAAUCGUCAGUCAGACGUCCGAUGUGCAGCCGGAUGGAUCGUUCAACUAUGCGUUCGAGUCGGCCAAUGGAAUCAAGGUUGAGGAUCAGGGCACGAUCAAGUCGAUCAAGGUACCGAAGCUGGACGACACCGGCCGACAGGUCGGUGAGGAGGACGUGCAGGUGUCCGUGCAAACUGGCUCCUUCCAGUACACCGCCCCGGACGGUCAGAUCUACACGCUGAAAUACAUCGCGGAUGAGAAUGGAUUCCAGCCCCAGGCGGACCAUCUUCCAGUUGCUCCAAGUGCUUAA
Molecule: messenger RNA, 369 nt
Organism: Anopheles marshallii
Lineage: Eukaryota; Metazoa; Arthropoda; Insecta; Diptera; Culicidae
Product: cuticle protein CP14.6-like
Exons: 3
Coding region: 1-369 (122 amino acids)
Cellular component (GO): chitin-based extracellular matrix
Molecular function (GO): structural constituent of chitin-based larval cuticle
Source: RefSeq, a predicted model, not a curated record